Messenger RNA from Triplophysa rosa, 3166 nucleotides. It is a transcript of the gene abhd17c, whose product is annotated as abhydrolase domain containing 17C, depalmitoylase. The coding region runs from base 552 to 1436 and encodes 294 amino acids. The record is from RefSeq and is a predicted model, not a curated record. Gene Ontology annotation, biological process: protein depalmitoylation. Lineage: Eukaryota; Metazoa; Chordata; Actinopteri; Cypriniformes; Nemacheilidae. Gene Ontology annotation, molecular function: palmitoyl-(protein) hydrolase activity. Gene Ontology annotation, cellular component: plasma membrane; endosome membrane. The transcript has 3 exons.
UUCCUUUCACAUUAUAUAAGCCUAUAUGAGGCCUAAUCCCAUAAUUUAUUUGUUCAGAUAAAAAAAAUCUGAUGUUCGUUUCACAUUACAUUAAAUUACAUUACAUUACAAAUGGAGCCCUAUUCUGGAUCUGCCGGGACUCCAAGGGAAAAGCUCGUGACGUCACCGUCAGACAGCUGGAGCCGGAUAUCCGCCAUCACCGGAAAAUCCGAUUUUGGGCAUUCUUAGCAGGAGCAAUGGCAGCUUACGUUCUGUGUGGAUGGCUAGCUUGACGGUGAAUCUUGCGUGCAAAUGAUCGCUUUUUAAACAUUUCAGUCUACGAUCGAAGGGUCUACGGGACGAAUCGUCGGUCUAUCGGAACACACGUUUUAAAAUGUCAAAAAGCAAAUACUAGCGACCGAAUCGCCGUCACAAAACCGCAAACGCUUAGCAAGGCUCUGCUAGCAUCCUCGAGACGGUCGAUUUUACAAUUUUAUACCUCUACAUCCACAGAUAAAGAGACGCACACGACCGGGAACCAACCGUUACCUUCUCCCAGUCAACCGCUCUCCAUGCCCGAGCAAGGUCCGAGAAUGAACAGCUUCUCUCUCGGCGAGUUGUGUUGGCUCUUCUGCUGCCCGCCCUGUCCGAGUCGCAUCGCGGCCAAGCUGGCGUUUUUGCCGCCGGAGCCCACGUACUCCAUCCAUACGGACGCGAACGGCGCGUCCAGCCUGCACCUGACCGAGCGCGCCGACUGGCAGUACUCGCAGCGCGAGCUCGACGCCGUCGAGGUGCUCGUCACCCGAACCAGCCGCGGGAACCGGGUGGGCUGCAUGUUCGUGCGGUGCGCGCCCAGCAGCCGCUACACGCUCUUGUUCUCGCACGGGAACGCCGUGGAUUUGGGCCAGAUGUGCAGCUUCUACAUCGGCCUGGGAUCCAGGAUCAACUGCAACGUGUUCUCGUACGAUUACUCGGGUUAUGGGGUCAGCACCGGGAAACCGUCCGAGAAGAACCUGUAUGCUGAUAUCGAAGCGGCCUGGCAGGUGCUCAGGAACAAGUAUGGAGUGACUCCAGAGAACAUCAUUCUGUACGGUCAGAGUAUAGGGACCGUGCCCACGGUGGACCUGGCCUCUCGGUACGAGUGUGCCGCGGUUAUCCUGCAUUCCCCCCUCAUGUCGGGCUUGCGCGUUGCUUUCCCGGACACCCGCAAAACCUACUGCUUUGAUGCUUUUCCAAGCAUCGACAAGGUCUCAAAGGUGGCGUCACCGGUGCUGGUCAUCCACGGCACAGAAGACGAGGUGAUCGAUUUCUCCCAUGGCCUGGCCAUCUACGAGCGAUGUCCACGUGCCGUCGAGCCUCUGUGGGUGGAGGGCGCCGGGCACAACGACAUCGAGCUUUACGCCCAAUACCUCGAGAGACUGAAGCAGUUCAUCACCUUCGAGCUGGCUACCUCCUGAAGCCGCGGCGCGGACGACGCGUAGGGUUCACCUUCACCCAGGGCUGAGGACGACAUCAGUACUUGCACUUGCUGAAGAAAAACUGGACUCCUCCGUCUCGAUAUUCAGGAGCGAGGCCUUUUAAUCCCUAAGGGGAAAUGCAUUUUAAUGAUUUCAAACCACUUUCUAUUCUUUUAUACUUGAGCAGACGUUGCCGUUUUGCACCGCGUUCAGUACAUGCUAAAUAUUUCGACGAUUUUUGGUUGAUUCUUUUCGUCGACGCAUUUCAUUUUUAAAUACCCCUCAAGGGUCGAUUAAAUGCACUUUUAUCGUGCAGAUUUUUUCAGGUUGACAUAUUUUUGUGUUUUGAAUAGUUUUUCGCAGCAUUCCGUUUUAACAUCUUUAAAGUAGAUUUAGUGCGACGAUCCGGUGACUGAAUUUUUACAUGGCCAGUUUUUGUGUGUGCGUGCGUGUGUUUGGGGGGGGGGGUGCUGUUUGGGUAAAAAACUGUAGCUUGAGCUAAUUAAAACUGGAAGACCUGUGGAAGUGACUUGACCCGUAAAUAAUGAAGUUGAUCCGCUAUGUACUGUCCAUGAUGCAACGUCUUGGGGGGCUGGUUGGGUCUUUUUUAUUUGUUUGAGCGCUGAAACAUGGUGCUUUGUGUUAAGACAGCAAUCAGGGCAUUGUUUCAGCAUAAACACUACAUUAUACAUGUUAAAUUGAAAAGUGGGCUGUAAAAAAUGUGAAGUUUCAAGCUUUCUCUGUUGCUUUUAGCGUUGCGUUACAAUAAGCCUUAAGUUCUCGUUUCGCUCCGACAUUCCAGACAAUGGUUUCUUGGAAAUGGGGUUUUAAAGAUUUUCUCUGGGCUCCUGCUCGCUGCUACUCCUGAAGGGAAAAUCACUGUGAAAAACUGAACCUUCGCUACGUGUAAAUAAGACCACACCUCACUAUGUUGAAGUUGAUCCCCGUUUCCAGGCAUCGGACGCAUAAUCCAAGGAAAACGAAUAAUUGUGUUAUGUAUGUCAAUGGUUUUUUUCCCUGCUGGUAAAUGAAGGAUUGUGUGUGUAGACAUGCCACCAUAGCACUACACAACGUUUCCCACGUCUGACGAAGGAAACCUAUUGCUACCGAAACCAAUGAAGUCAUCCGAUUGUAUGUUUUUGAUUCGUGGGAAGUUUUGCCGUUUGUCGCUUUGCUGUAAGGUUAUGCAAUGGCGGUUCACGUGCGUCGUAACGGAACGUCGUUCUUUCUUGUCCAGAGAUCCUUCGUCCGCGACCUCACCGGACUUUGAGACACUUUGCAAGGAAUGGCAUAACCUGACCCCUGAGCCUGUCGUUGCUUUUGAUACUGAUGUUUUUACAAUGUUUUUCAGUAAUGAUUACUGUAAUCUUUACACCUUUUAAUGCUGGUUUGUAAGAUAACCGUACUGUACACCCCAUCUCUCUCUCUCUCUCUCUCUCUCUCUCUCUCUCUCUCUAUAUAUAUAGGUAUGUAAAAUAUGAAGUAAAUGGUAUUUAGCUUUGAUUGUUUUGUUUUUUGACACUGGAAUCACAGAAUGCAAAUAUAAUGCAGAGGAAAACAGAAAAUUAGUUGGUACAGACACUUUGCGUGUAGUUCUUUUAUUCAACUGUAUCUUUGAAGCCUUAAAUGUGCCGCGAGACAGAUUAUUGUUCUUUCUGUUGGUCGUUGCUUCGACGCAACGCAAUGAAUAUUGUACUCUUAUAAAGGAAUAAAGGAUGCAUGGAAACUCG